Molecule: messenger RNA, 1052 nt
Organism: Talaromyces stipitatus ATCC 10500
Lineage: Eukaryota; Fungi; Ascomycota; Eurotiomycetes; Eurotiales; Trichocomaceae
Exons: 3
Coding region: 176-997 (273 amino acids)
Cellular component (GO): transcription factor TFIIH holo complex
Source: RefSeq, a predicted model, not a curated record
AAUAAGUAAAUUUCUAUUUUGCAGUUUAGUUAUAAUCUGCAUAAAACACUUUUACCAUUCUCAGUAGUCUAGCGCAUAGAAAGCUGCCAUAUUCCCUUCUCACAGCUGAACACCAUCCAACUGGUCAACAAAGCUUGGGCCUGGAUUUUCUUCGACUCUUAUAAGAUCAAUAAUCAUGGGCAGCUCUCUCCAACCAGGAGAAGGAGGAGGCUUUCUCAAUCCUACCCUCCCAUCUCCAGCCCCCUCCACAGCCACCGCCAGUACUACGACACCAUCUCAUCUUCCGCGUCAACGGAUGCAUCCACUCAAACCCGGUGGUGCAAAAGAAUCAUCCUUAAUUAAUUAUGUGGAUGGCAAGAUAUUACGGAUAAACCGCCGACAUGCGAAAAAGUUUAGUAGUGUGAUUGAUGAUCAAGGAGAAGACGGUGAUAAGGAGAAGGAUAAUGAUGAAGAGCAGUCCAAAGGAUAUGAGAGUUUUAAAGAGGUUGUCGAGGAUGUCGAGGAUGUUAUUGACGUUGUUUGGGUUAGUGGGACACCGUCCAUACAAAUACCCUACCUCAUCUCCUUAGCAGGGUUGGUAAAUACCUAUUUCCCAGACUAUCCUUUCCAGCCAAAGCCUACCUUCCGGAUUCUCAGAAAACUGGAUAUCAUAUUCGCCAGUCUCCUGGUCGGAGAAGACGUCGAGUCUGGUAUACCUCUAAGCGGGUUCGAGUAUACAAAAAGCAUUGUUAGUGUGACUGAAAAGGUGAGAAUCAAGAGUAUCGCGGAAGCGAGUCGGAUUGCAGUCGUGGAGAAGAGGGUAAAGGAUGACGAGUCCCAUGGGGGUGAGGACGAGAGUGAGAACGAAGAUGACUGGGAAGAUGGGAUGGAUAUAGAUGGAAACGGAGAUGAGAGUGGUCGUACAGGGCUAUGGGAAAUGGAGGCUGCGAGAGUCUAUGAGAGAACGAUUCAAUACCUGGGAGACGAGCUGGGGAAAGGAGGUGAACUUGUAGUUUGAUAUUGGCUGUCUACUGGUGAUAUUUUCAAAUACAAGCAUGGUAUUUCUCAUACCG